AUGUUUCCUUCAGUUGACGGUCGCCUUGCUAUCCUCGCCGUCUUACCUGCUUCCUUUGUUGUCAUCACAGCCCUCAAGAGGUUCAUUAGGAACAGACAGAACAAACUUCCCCCCGGCCCGGUGCCGCUCCCACUGUUGGGAAACGUCUUUUCUGUCGAUACCAAGGCGCCAUGGUUAACUUAUACAGAAUGGGCUGCUGCUUAUGGAGACUUGUUUUUCGUGCGACUUCUGGGCCAGGAAGUCGUGGUGAUCAAUUCUCAGCACGUUGCAGAAGCCUUGUUGGACAAGCGCUCUCGCAUUUACUCCGAUCGACCAUACUUAGCCACAGUCGAUCCAUUUGGUUGGUCGGUCGUCUUUGCAUUCACAGGCUAUGGUGACGAAUGGCGUCUUUGCCGACGACUUUUCCAUCAAACUUUCCGUCCCGACUCUUCGCUCAAGUUUCGUCCAAUGCAGAUCAAUCAGGCCCGUAGGAUGAUUGCCAAUCUAAUUGAUGACCCUCAGCAUUAUCAUUCCCACUUCGCAACGUUCUCGUCAUCAGUUGCGAUGUCAGUGACAUACGGCUACCAAACUAAUCAUCGUGAUGAUCCCCUGGUUCGAAUCGCAGAAAAUGCACUGGCUAUUGGCCUUGCAGCGCUGACCCCGGAGAGAGCAGCCCUUCUGAAGGCCUUCCCCUUUUUGCUGAGGUUACCUGACUGGUGUUGGGGAUCCUCAAUCAAACGCGAUGCUCGAACUUCGACCAAUCACAUGAGAGAAAUGACUGACGUACCGUUUCGACAUGCGCAGGACCAUAUGGUUUCAAUGGUAUCAGACAAUUUGCAUCGAAUGGAGAAGAUAAAUCAGGCGUCAAGACUCAUCUUCGAGACUGCCUUAAAAAAAGCAGCUGUUAGUGCUAUUGUAGGUUCAUAUGAGACGACCACGUCGACCUUGAUGACUUUUGCUCUCGCCAUGGUAUUGUAUCCAGAUGUUCAGAGACACGCACAAGCGGAGAUCGACUCCGUGGUUGGGCGGGAUCGCUUACCUACCUUUGAAGACAGAACGUCACUGCCAUAUAUUGAAUCAGUUCUACGUGAGACUUUGCGAUGGCAGCCUGUCGCACCCCUUGGCGUCCCACAUGUCACUACAAGUGAUGAUACGUAUGAUGGUUAUUUUAUACCGAAAGGAACAAUUGUCAUGUGCAACGUAUGGGGCAUUUCACGGGAUGAAAAGCGGUACCCCGAAGCAUCUCGUUUUAUGCCGGAGAGAUUCCUAGAUGUCAAUGGCGGGUUAACGGAUGAUAACCCUGCUGGAUAUGUUUUUGGCUUUGGCCGGCGUGCAUGCCCAGGCCGAUAUGCUGCUGAUGCCUCUUUAUGGUCCGCUGUCGUUACUAUGUUGGCCACGGUGGAGUUUUCUUCUGCCAAAGAUGACCAGGGUAAAGUGAUCGAAUUCACCCCCCAAUUCACGACAGGAAUCACUUGGUACUUGGUUUUUCUGUAUCAUUCCAUCUUCCCGUCACUAAUAGUUUCAUCGCUUUAG
Messenger RNA from Suillus plorans, 1512 nucleotides. Its product is annotated as cytochrome P450. Bases 1 to 1512 code for a protein of 503 amino acids. NCBI's taxonomy places the organism in Eukaryota, Fungi, Basidiomycota, Agaricomycetes, Boletales, Suillaceae. The transcript has 12 exons. The record is from RefSeq and is a predicted model, not a curated record. Gene Ontology annotation, molecular function: oxidoreductase activity, acting on paired donors, with incorporation or reduction of molecular oxygen; heme binding; iron ion binding.